Molecule: messenger RNA, 1376 nt
Organism: Lytechinus variegatus (green sea urchin)
Lineage: Eukaryota; Metazoa; Echinodermata; Echinoidea; Temnopleuroida; Toxopneustidae
Exons: 9
Coding region: 208-1359 (383 amino acids)
Source: RefSeq, a predicted model, not a curated record
AAUAUUUCCCUCUACAUAAAAUGGAUUUGUCUAAAUGAUAAAAGGCUUGGCAACAUAACAGAGAUCCUAUCCCUCGCAAGUCAUAGACAUAUCAAAUACACAUUACACAGGGUCAGGGAAGCCGCCAGCCGGGAGCCUAUACAGCAACAGUGCGGCAGUGUACCUCAAUCAGCUCGGGUCAGCAGAGCGGAGCGGCAUUAGCAAGCGAUGGAAGGGCGUGGAUACUUGAGUGAAAAGCUGCUUGUGCAGCUCUUUCUAAUCCUUGGAGCAUUUUUUAAUGUAGCUUUGUGUACAUUGCAAGAUGAAAUUAGUAGUGACUCCCUUGAAGUCAGAUUUGAUGAAAUCUAUGACAUUGAUAAUUGGGACCAGGACAUGACUGUUGGAUUCACAUCAUCAGUAACUGCAAGUGUGAACAACUAUUGUAUGGAUUCAAGUAACUUUGCCUCCUGUCAGAUAUCUGCAUACAAUGACCCCUUUACCGUUGUACUCUCUGCAAAUUCUCCUGAGUAUUUCAAUGGGGACAUCAAAAUGACCUUUUACGUAAGGAUUCCUGAGGCCGACAGGGCUUCUGACGCCGCCAUGGAGUAUGUCGUUCCUAAAGCCACAGUUGCAACCAUUGUGGAGGAGAAUGCAGCAGACAUCAACAAUGCCACUGGCCAGGCACUUGUGUUCAUCGGUGACAAGCGCAUCAUUGCGCUGGACACCGGCCUUGACAAAAUCAUGAUCCCGAUCGUCUGCGUGCUCUUUGUCCUUGUUGUGCUCCUGGCCGUCUGCCUGACCUGCAUGCAGUCGCGUGGGGAGAAGAAGAUCCAAGAGCAGAGACAAAAGCAGUUUGGAUCCAAGGGAGAUGAAGGGAUCACUCUCACAGCCGUCAAGAGCGGUGGAUAUAACAGCGAAGAUAACAAUGCGAAACAAGCCGACACCGCCACAACUGCAACAACCACCAAGAGAUUCCGACGACAAAAGAAGCUCAAAGAAGGACGAGAAGCUCGAGCCCAUACCCCAGUCCAGGUCCAACCAGAAGUCCAGUCCAGCGCCAACGGUACCACAACCCCCAUUGAGGUCAAGCCUGCGAAACAGCUAGACAACUUCUCAUCGAACAACUCCAAUGACCUCUUCCAGCAAAGAGGGUCAAGACAUGCUAUCGAGUUGCCCCCGCUUGUGACAUCAAGCACACCGAGGACAAUGUCCCUCGAUGGCAGCGAUUCGGAUGACAAGGAUAGGAAAAAAGAUAAGAGGAAGAAGAAGCAUCAUCGUAAGCUCAGUAAGCAAGCCCUGGUCGAUGCUAUCGACAAGGAUGAUGACCAGGGGGAUGAUAAAUCACUUGCAACACUCUCUGAAAAUAAUCAAGGGUCGUAGGUCAUUCAAUUGCCCUC